Oppia nitens is the source of this 1254-nucleotide messenger RNA. Its product is annotated as testis-specific serine/threonine-protein kinase 2-like. NCBI's taxonomy places the organism in Eukaryota, Metazoa, Arthropoda, Arachnida, Sarcoptiformes, Oppiidae. Gene Ontology annotation, biological process: protein phosphorylation; intracellular signal transduction. Gene Ontology annotation, molecular function: protein serine/threonine kinase activity; ATP binding. The transcript has a single exon. The record is from RefSeq and is a predicted model, not a curated record. The coding region runs from base 22 to 1254 and encodes 410 amino acids. Gene Ontology annotation, cellular component: cytoplasm.
UUUGACUAAUAAAUACUAUAAAUGUGUCUUAAAAUACUUAAUCUUCUGUUAUGUCAAUGUUGUGUAUCAUCUAAUAAGAAAAAGAAGAAAAAAGAUAAAAACAAACAAAGCAUUAAACAAGUGAUGAGACAAACAAAACCAUCGGAUAAGACUAAAAUCGGUUGGUUUACAAUAAGUGGCGAAAAACUAACUUAUAGUCAAAUUGAUAACAAAGAUCUGACUCAAGAAUAUUAUAUUCCUCGAGAUUUUAAAUCUGAAGACGAAUGCGUCAGAUUCAAGGGAUGGAAAAUUAAGGAAGAGAUCGGAUCCGGUAGUUAUGCUAAAGUCUGGGAAGCCAUCAAUAUUGAAAAUCCUGAUAAAAUUGUUGCCAUAAAGAUACUGCCAUUUAAUGAUAAUGUCAUCCAAAGCAAUAAAAUGAAACAAAGAAAUUGGGAUAAUUUUAAACAGGAAUUAGUUUUAUUAGUCCGAGAAAAACAUAAAAAUAUUGUCGAAGUUUUCGACCAUUUUAUUAUUUACGAAAGUUGUGAUAAAUAUAAUUGUUAUAUUGUUAUGGAAUUGGCUAAACAGGGAUCAAUUCUUAAACAGAUUAUAGAUGAAAAUCAUGAAUACAAUGACUCUCUGUAUAAACCAUUGUCCGAAAUCAAAGUAAAAUCAUAUUUCAGAGAUACAGCCUUUGGUUUACAGUAUUUGCACAAUAAAAAUAUUACACAUAAAGAUCUUAAAUUAAGUAAUCUAUUGGUAUUUAUUGAUAAAAGCGGUCAAGAAAUGGUCAAAAUUGCCGAUUUUGGGACGAGUCGGGUCAGCUAUAAAGAAGAUGUGGUCAAAGAUUAUAAAUGUUACGGAACUGUUGAUUAUAUGUCACCACAAAUAUUCAGGAUUUAUGUUUACAUUCAAAUCGGACAGAAAAUAGAUGUACUCAAGAAAUACAAUCCAUUUGAAGCCGAUCUCUGGUCACUCGGUGUCUGUCUUUAUGUCAUGAUUUGCGCCAAAAUACCAUUUCUGCCCAAAGAUUGUGAUUCAUAUCAUGAAGUAAACCAAAAUAUAAAGACUUAUAAAUUUAUUUAUAGAAAUAUGAUUAAUAAAAGAUAUGAAAUAUCAGAUCAGACAAUAAAUACUUAUACGGAUCAAUGUUUAGAUAUUUUGUCACAACUAUUACAUCCAAAUUCAAGUGAUCGCAUCAAAAUUGACGCCGUUUUGCAACAUAAGUGGCUCAACAGUCAAACAAACGAUGAAAAUUAUGAGAUUAUUACUUAA